ACACAGCGCCCCCUCGCCCCAGGCGGGGUGGAGAGAGCAAAGCGAGAUGAAGACCAUAAUCACCUGGGUACAAAACUCGAAACUCGAGGAAUAAGAAGUUUAAUAUCUAUCGGUCUGCAAAUCCGGAGGGCCUGGGGCCCCACUGGGUCCCCUUUCCACUGAGCUAUUCCAAACCUUGAAUCAGAAGGGGAUUUAGAAGCUAACAGCUGCCGGCCGCGAAUACCUUUAAUGCCCAGGCCGAGAAGAAAGCGGGUUAGGAUCUGAUCCUGCUGAACAGAGGACCCAGGAGCCUCGCGCCCGCGGCGCUCGGUGUGGCGGGGGCGCGCUGCGCGCUGCGCCUGGGCAGGCGGCUGCGGCGGCGUGGGCGCGGUGAUGCAGGUGUGACACCCGCGGACUCCUGCCUCGGCCCGGAUCGCCCCAGCGCCGCGUGAGCUCGAGCUGCUGGCGGGGCCGCCAGGGCGGACGCUGCCCCGCCGCACCCGGAGGCGGCCGCCCGCGGACUUCCCACCCAGGGUUGGGCGAGCAAAUGCGUUCAGCCAGGGAGGAGCGAGGCACUGCCGUUUCUUCCGCAGACGGGUGUUAGAGAUCUCUGCUGUCCAGGGUUCAGCCGGGCUGCUGAAACACGAUCCUUUAUCCAGAAGUCACAGAUGCAAACUAGCUCCGUUUAAAGUUAUGGAGAUCCUUGUGACUAUGAUGGGUCCACUCAGAUAACCCAGGACGGUCUCCUCAUCUCAAGAUCCUUAACUUAAUCGCGUCUGCAAGUCCCUUUGCCGUGUGGAAUGACAUACUCACAGGUUGCAGGGGAUAGGAUGUGGACAUCUUUGGGAGGCCAUUAUUCUGCCCCCGACAGUUACCGUCACUGAGGUUCAUCCCAAGGGCUCAAAUCAAACCUGAGAUUGUGCAGAAGCUGCACUUCCACCCUGCGGGGACACAUCGCAUCGCCAGCCCUUCUGUGUGUCUAGCGAAAUUGUCGGCCCCUCCCAGGAGCUGUUUCCACCCUCUCCCGCCAGUGAGUCAUCCUCAGAGGCCGCUCUCCGAGAAGGGCAUAACCUUCAGUAGCAGAACAAAUCAGGCCAGCCAGCAAGCUGCCAAGUCCUGCAGGCUCCUUGUCAAGGAAACCAGCUGGACCCAUUUCUAAUCAACAUCUCCCAACAUAACACCUCUGUGUCACUGAAGGAGACCGGACCAGAAUUUGAAACUUUCCACAGACUUCCACUAGACAUUGAAUGCAAAAGGAUACUUGGGUUGCUUUGCAUAAAUCUGCUCUAUUUCAGAGACCAAGGGGGAGAAUACAGGUGUCACUUUCAUCCAAGAAGUCACACGAACAUAUUCUACAUUUAAAGCUCUGCACGUAUAAUGGAUGAUGGUUAUCGAACCAGCCCAAACCUCUACCACGGUGCAAGAGAUAUAGCUCGAGAGGCUACCAGGCAGUCCCGGAACCAAGGAAUGGAUGACUACAAAUAUCAGGAUAACUAUGAGGGCUAUGCUCCCAAUGAUGGCUAUUACCGUGGCAGCGAGUCCAACCCAGAAGAGGACGCACAGAGUGAUGUUACAGAGGGCCAUGAUGAAGAGGAUGAAAUCUACGAGGGCGAGUACCAGGGCAUCCCUCACCCGGAUGACAUCAAGGCCAAGCAGGCCAAGAUGGCACCCUCCAGGGCAGAUGGCCUUCGAGGCCAGGCAGACCUAAUGGCUGAGAGGAUGGAAGAUGAGGAGCAAUUGGCCCACCAGUAUGAGACCAUUAUUGAUGAGUGCGGCCAUGGACGCUUCCAGUGGACCCUCUUUUUCGUCUUGGGUUUGGCUUUGAUGGCCGAUGGGGUGGAGGUGUUCGUGGUGAGUUUUGUCUUGCCCAGUGCAGAGAAGGAUAUGUGUCUGUCCAGUUCCAAGAAAGGAAUGCUUGGGCUCAUAGUCUACCUAGGAAUGAUGGCAGGGGCCUUCGUCCUGGGGGGCCUGGCCGAUAAGCUGGGGAGGAAGAGAGUCCUCAGCAUGUCGCUGGCUGUCAACGCCUCCUUCGCUUCCCUCUCCUCUUUCGUGCAAGGAUAUGGCGCCUUCCUCUUCUGCCGACUCAUCUCAGGCAUAGGUAUUGGGGGUGCUCUGCCCAUUGUGUUUACCUAUUUUUCUGAAUUCUUGUCUCGGGAGAAGAGAGGAGAGCACCUCAGUUGGUUGGGCAUCUUCUGGAUGACUGGGGGCAUCUAUGCAUCUGCCAUGGCCUGGAGCAUCAUUCCACACUACGGAUGGGGCUUCAGCAUGGGCACCAAUUACCACUUCCACAGCUGGAGAGUGUUUGUCAUCGUCUGCGCUCUGCCCUGCACUGUGUCCAUGGUGGCCCUGAGGUUCAUGCCAGAGAGCCCAAGGUUUCUGCUAGAGAUGGGCAAACAUGACGAAGCCUGGAUGAUUCUCAAGCAAGUGCAUGACACCAACAUGAGGGCUAAGGGGGCCCCGGAGAAGGUGUUCACGGUUUCCAACAUCAAAACUCCCAAGCAAAUGGAUGAAUUCAUUGAGAUCCAAAGUUCAACAGGAACUUGGUACCAGCGCUGGCUCGUCAGGUUCAAGACCACUUUCAAGCAGGUCUGGGAUAAUGCUCUAUACUGUGUGCUGGGGCCCUACAGGAUGAACACGCUGAUUCUGGCCGUGGUCUGGUUCAGCAUGGCUUUAAGCUACUAUGGACUGACAGUUUGGUUCCCUGAUAUGAUCCGGUAUUUUCAAGAUGAAGAAUACAAGUCCAAAAUGAAGGUAUUUUUUGGUGAGCAUGUGUACGGUGCCACAAUCAACUUCACGAUGGAAAAUCAGAUUCACCAACAUGGGAAACUUGUGAAUGACAAGUUCACAAAGAUGUACUUUAAACAUGUACUCUUUGAGGACACAUUGUUUGAUGAGUGCUAUUUCGAAGAUGUUACGUCUACUGAUACCUAUUUCAAAAAUUGCACCAUUGAGUCAACCAUCUUUUAUAACACAGACCUCUACGAGCACAAGUUCAUCAACUGUCGGUUUAUCAACGUCACCUUUCUGGAGCAGAAGGAGGGCUGCCACAUGGACUUUGAGCAAGAUAACGACUUCUUGAUUUACCUCGUCAGCUUCCUUGGCAGUCUGUCUGUCUUGCCUGGGAACAUCAUUUCUGCCCUGCUCAUGGAUAGAGUCGGAAGGCUCAAGAUGAUUGGUGGCUCCAUGCUGAUCUCGGCUGUCUGCUGCUUCUUCCUGUUUUUUGGCAACAGCGAAUCGGCGAUGAUUGGCUGGCAGUGUCUGUUCUGUGGGACCAGCAUUGCUGCCUGGAAUGCUCUGGAUGUGAUCACAGUAGAGCUGUAUCCCACCAACCAGAGGGCAACAGCCUUUGGCAUCCUCAAUGGAUUAUGCAAAUUUGGAGCCAUCCUGGGAAACACCAUCUUUGCUUCUUUUGUUGGGAUAACCAAAGUGGUCCCCAUCCUUCUGGCUGCCACUUCUCUCGUUGGGGGUGGCCUGAUUGCUCUUCGACUGCCAGAGACUCGAGAACAGGUCCUGAUGUGAACAACACAUGAGGAAAGGAAACUUUGGAAGAACCUUGUCCAGGAACCUUCAGUGCACCCACACUUCCUGUCUGUCACAGUCCAGAGGACACCUGGAUAGCACGGGAGGAGAAGUUGAUUUUGUGACCCCUAGUUUAGGACUCAUUUCAGCUGUCAAUAUGUUUGUUACUCAGGUGACUGAUUUGGGGGUGUCCUGAGCUGCCCUUAUAAUCAGAGUGCUGUGUGCUUGGCUUCAGGUCUCCCCAACGCAAGGCAGAGGAAGAGGGAUAAACCCUCCCGUGGGUGCGCACACAAAGCAAGGAGUGUGCAUUUCCCCAAAUGAGGUGCAAGGACUUAUUUGCAUUUCAAAAUGAAUUUGAGGGUGAGAAACACUCAAGUUCCUUCAUAAUGGUCCUUGGAGCCCAAUGACCUAUCAGAUUGACUUGGCAGGAAGCUCGAGUCCUCAUAUGAAUAUUGGGCUUGAAGUACAUGUUGCUUAUAUUUUUGCAUUUAAAAGUAUCACCUAUCGUAUUUUCCAUUUGAAAAUCACCACAAUAGCAUUGAAGAUACUCUGAUAUAGAAAACCAAAUAUUUGAGCAAUAUCUAUAGAAGUCUGCUUUCCCCACCAAGUGUCCUAAGCUUUCCAUGAUGAUUAGGUGGUAAAUUUAACAAUGAUAUUUAUUCCUAUUUUAAUCUAGUCAAAGAAACUUAAUGGGAUAGGUAUUCUGUAAACUAACUGUAUAUAACUCUAUUUGGGUUUAAUUUGAGGAAAUGGUAUCUGCAAAUAUUUGCCAGCAUUUUAGCCAUAUUUUGGGAGGACUUGGCAUUUGAAGUCCCAAGAAAUUGGGUCCAAGGGAAUGAAAUGCAAGCACAAUUUCUUAUAGCCAUUUAACUUGCUGUGGGGAGGAUGCAGUUAGCAAACUCAUGUCGCACAGUUCGUUUAAUCCAGGCACUUUUCUUUGUGUAGGUGGAGUAGUUACUUUCCUCUUACACAGAUCACUGUCUUGUGAAACUCAAGCAUCUUCAGUGCUGGCAUUUAACUUUGCUGCUCCCCCAGAAACAACAGGAGAAGUGUUCAGUGGCUUCUGGCACUCUCUUUGUGAGCAAGAAGAAAACAUAGUGGACAAUCUGGGGGACUGAGAGAGGGUUGGGGAAAUGUAGUCACAGUACUUCAAAGCAUAGUUCUUUCCAUUUAUUUUAGCAGUACAACAUGACCCAUAUUUGAAUGUCAUGGUCAAGACCCCUGAGGAAUCUGUGCUGUGUAUGCCCGUUCACGGCUUUUGAAAUGGAUGUCACUGGUGCGGGAGUAGGGAGUGCAGUGGCUGUGAAAUACGUUUUCCUUGAGUGCUCUAAGAAGCCAUUUCCUGUGAUCCAGUUUGGAACAUGAAUGGUGGUGGUGGUGGGAGCAGGGUGAGGAAUCUUAGACAAAUUGCUUUGGCAAGGGUCAGCAAUAGACUCAAGACCUGACGAAAUAGGAAAUGAACAACGUUUGAGCCAUCAGAACUGUCCUGCGUGGAAGGAACAGUGAGCUUAUGAGCUCCUGGCCCUGGAGGGGAACUUGCCAAGGCCGGCUGAACAUCAGUCUGCAAGAACUAGUUCUUUGAGUUGAUUUGCAACGCUCUCAAUGCUGUCAGGUGCCACACUUUCCCUACCAGAAAUUUCCAAAAAUUCAAAACAGAAUAAUGAUGGCUGUGCUGAGUGUUUUCCCAGUUUUGGAGGAAUGCUUAGGCUCCAUGAUAGCUUCAGGCCAUGUUAUUCUCUGGAGUAACAGGUAAAGGGGGGAAGAGUAAACAUUAUGACACCUUUCUACCCUUGAUUUGAGAUCAGUUUUAAUGGUUAAAAUGUUUACUCUGCUUCUCUUGUCCCCUACCUCUUUAUGCACCCCCUUUUUUCUCUGUACGGGGAAGGACAACAUAGCAUCUCUGAUCUGACCUUGAUUCCCCCAGAUGUAUAAAUAUACCAUUGCGUAUUAGUGUUUCUCUAAUUGUUUUACAGGAGUUACCUAACAUAAAUGCCAUGUCAGUUAUGAGAGGUCCAAUGUAAUAUAGCUGUAAUAUACUUUCCAUAUUCUUGCGAUAUGAAAUACAGUGGCUAGGUUCAUAAAAGAGAAUUGUCUAAACCUGGGGUCACCACAUCCCUUAUAACAUUAUUCUUCAAUGGGAUAAUACAAUUCAAUGAGCAGCUGCCACUUAAACAAUUUACAAGGCAGAGUCUGCAUUUCUAGUUGAGAUGGAUUUUGUAAAUCUAAAGUUGGAUUAAUUUUUGAGUGUUGAGGUGGCUGCAAUAAUUUGGGGGUAAACAUCCUUUGAUUCCCAAGCUCUAACUUUGACUUUGCCUCUAUGGCUCCCUACACCAACCACCUAACUAACCAAGGGCAAUUCCCAUCUCAUUCAUCACUAGGCCUUUGUAAAGGUGCAGCCAUUCUCUGCAGCCUUUAACCAUGAAGGACUGUCUGGCGCUGGGACCUGGCCAUUUCUUCAAUGCUGUCACUCCUGCUGAGAUAAAUGCUUCUUUAAAAAUAGUCUCUGCGGCUGGUCAUUGGGAGAUAAUGGACAGCAUUCCUGGCCAUCCGUUUCUUUUUCAUUUCAUGUUCUACUCUGAGACAUUCCCAGUGGCAUCCGUGGAGAGCUGAAGGGAAGAGGCGCUCCUUCGCUGAGCAAAUCUGUUCCCAGUUCUUGCUGUAUUUUAUGAUGCCCGGUUUGACAGUAGUUACUUUUAAUAGUCCCAACUGUAUUGUGUUAUCUCUUGAUGCUGGUUUUUUAUCUUUUGUUUUAUUGGAAAUGAUUAGUGAGAGGGAUGUGCCUAUUUGUGAAGUUUAUAACUCAUUAGCCUGAGGUCAUGUAAUAAAUAACCCCAUUUCCAGGGUUCCCUGGUACCUUGUGUUAGUUCAUUAAAAAUAAUAAUAAAAGUGAUUGUAAGCAAACCUUUAAGAACUGGGGCUAGAGAUUAUUUUCAGACCCUGAGGUCUCUUCUGGAUUCCUAAAUUGAUGGAAUCAACUGGGAGGAACAUUCAGAAUCAUUUCCUUCAACUUUCUUAUUUUGCAUAUGGGGAACUUGAGAGGUUAAAUGAUGUGACCAAAGUGACAUGUAGUGCCAGGAGUGGGUUAUAACGUCUACAAUGAUGCUCUGUCUAUAAUUCUGGAAUAAUCCCUCAGUCACUGAUACCCUGCUUCAGGGCCUCCCAUAGCGUCUUUGGGGAAUGUGACAAUGUGACAAACACUUGCCCUUCGUUCCCUGAGGACAUUCAUUGAAAACCUACAUGAUUGUUUUACCUAUAAUAAGUGGAAGGAUCAGUAUAAAUGAGAGAAAUUAGUAUUUAUUCGUCAAUUAUUCAUUCAUUCAACAAAUCCUCACUGUGCCCCUUCUGUGAGCCAGUCUCCUUGCUAAGCCCUGGGGAUCCAGUGGUGAAGGAACUGGUCACAGUUCCGCCUCCUUGCUCAUUCCACUUACAGCCAGUGGGAAAGAUGGAUAUUAACUUGGCAAUAAAAACAAAGUACAAGGGUCGUAUAAUUAGUAAAAUGCACCUUUUGUUUGUAAGAAGAUUCUUGCUCCUUUACCAGUCGACCGUGGAUUUCUGAAUGUGGUUGCCCUCUCCAGUUUCUCUUUUCUUCAAGGAGUGUGCCAAUUUCUUUUCUUUUAGUCCAGCUAAAGAAAAAGACACACUUGUUCAUUUUUUUGCAGAACAUAAUAAGUUUUUACUUAAAUCUAUUUUACGGAAAAUUUUAUGUGGAAGAAGGGAUGGGGGCCAGGAAUGCAAGCAUGACGUUAGUUAGUGGGGCAAGCCUACCGGUGUUUCUACCUCCACAUCUGGCUUUUUAGGGGACAUCUGAGCUAACGCCCAAUAUUUGGGAUUUAGUUAGGAUUAGGUUGGAUGGCGUAUAUCUGAAAACCCAAAUAAUCAGGCUUAGAAUACCUUUAUAAUAAGUUAAGGGUUUAUUUGUCUCUCAUAUGAAGGGAAUCUGGAGGAAAGAAAGCUGUGGCUGGUAUGGCUGCCUUGUGACCUGAUCAUUGGGAACAGACUCCUGCCUUUAGACUCCAUGAUUUUUUGUCAUUGAGGCUGCCUCAUGUACUGAGAUGGCUGCUGCAGCACUGAUCCUCACAUCCACAAUUCAGGCAGGAAGCAGAAAGAAGGGCAAGGGGCGAAAGGGCUACACCUCCCAGCUUAGACAGCCUCCCCUGAAACUACUCUCCUUCCCGCCCCUUCCAGUUGCUUCCAUUCAUAUAUCAUUGACCUCCUUUGGCUGCAGGGGAGCCUGGGAAAUGUAUUCACCUGGGGACAUUGCUUCUCCAGAUUGAGGAUCUUGGCACUAAGGGAGAAAGGGAGAGAGGCUAGAUGGAUCAUGCUGCUUAAACUUAAGCAUGUGUCAGAAUCAGGUGGAGAGGUGUUAAAACUCACACAGAAAUCUGGGGUGGGAUCUGAGAGUUCACAUUUUUAACAGCUCCCAAGGGAUGUGGAUGGUGUCAGUCCUUGAACCGGAUUUUGAGCAGCACUGACACCUGCCAACUUGAUUUGUUGGGGGAAGUUUUAUUGCCCCCGUAACUUAAAAUUAGCUUGACCAGAAACUCACGAAAGCUAGUAGCCCAUGAAAAACGAUCACCAUCUUCCUAAAGUUCAGGGACUAUCAACUGGUGGCAGUGCUUCAGGAACUCAAGAGUGUCAGUGAAAAUCGUCUCUUCCCUGGAAACUGCUUCGUUUCACCCAGGCCUUGUCCUUAUGAGCCCAUGUCUGGAUGUCGACCUCUAAUUAACACCUUCUCAUCUGGAGGUCCCUGAGCCCUGUUUUGCCCAUUUCCAUGUGCUAAUGAUUCUUAUAGACACAAAUAUAUUUGUGGCACAUUGUUAUCCAUUAGGCUUUCUAAUUGUACUCUUUGAUCCUAAAAGCUUUCUCCCAGCUAGGGAUGCACAGAGAGUGAUAAAGACAUAUCUAGCUAGGAACCUGACCUGCUGACAGUCAACUUGAACUUGAUUUGGAAAUGUCUCUUGAAAAGGGUAAACAUUUCUUCUGUAGAUAAGAGAAAGGCUGAGUGAGAUAAAUUCUUCCUCUUAGACCUCAUUCAACACAUAUUUACACAAUGGCUACCAUGUGUCCCGUGCUAUACUAGGUUGCUACCUCUAAGUGGUCCCGUGUCAUCCAAAACUUUGUGCUUUUGUGGGUAGCUGUGCUGUGUUUAAGCACAGCCCCAAGAACAGUUUGGAAAUAAAUCACACAUAGCCUUUGAAUUUGAAGCAAGCUGAAAGCACAUUUUAUUUAAUUUGCAGAAGCACGGUGGGGAAAUUUAUAUGCAUGGCUUUUGUGACAGCAAAGAGGUUUCCAGAAAGAUUAAUGAUGAAAUGAAACAGAGACUAGAACUAUCCAUGAAGGUUAAAUGGAGAAAUAAAAGUUGUUACAGUUGUUGCUAAUUACAGAAUGAACAGGGCAUCCACUUAGCAGGACCAUAAUACGUCUUCCAGAAUGUUCAAGCCCUGAGCUGGGGAAUGAGGAGUCCUUGUCGUCUCUCUCGAAAACACACACAUAGCUGUCCAUUCAUCUUUGGUCCUGUUGGCUUAAAAAUACCUUAAAAUUUCAGAGACCAUAAAUAUGCCUUUCUUUAGGAAGCAAAGGUCUUUCAGGAGCUGUCUUCUACCAAAGUUAAUGUGGUUGGCACAUUUGAUAGUUUUGCCAGGUAGGAAGGUGUGUCUACUCACAGCAGCUGUCACUCAGGAGAGCAAGCCACUCAAAACCAACGUCUUGUCCUCCGGUUCUUGCAUACAAUGUAGAAUCUCAGUGAUUCAGUUGUCUCUAAAUCAGCACUUGUGAUUUUGAUAGGGUAUGAACAAAAGACCUAUAAAAAUGGCUUUCCAGGAAAAUUAGACUUCAAGCUAUAUCAUAAAGGAUUGCUUAAAAAAUGUGUAGAAAAACAACUGGUAAGCAAUUGAUGACCAAAUCGUAAGUGACUCUUACGUAUUAAAGUAUUUCUCCCAAAGAAUUACACAAAUUCUAGCGAUCUCAAAAAUAUUUGAAAGUGAUAAAACUCAACUUCUUUAAAAUGUGUUUUUAUGGUAUAGAUUUCUUUUCAAUACAGAGUCAGUCUGGAUGAGUCAAGCAAACCCAACUUUCACAAAUGUUUGAAUGGAUUGCUAAUAGAUAAUUUGUUGGUGUUUACACUAAUGAUUUUAAUAAGGAUAAUUUCCAGAAACCUACAUUCUACAUAUUUUACAGGGGUAAUAUCAAACUAUAAACUGAGGAUUUGCAAUCAGAAUAUGGAUAGUACCUUGCUGACAUGUUUGUGUUAGAACUUAGGCUGUGACAAGGAGGCAGGAAAAAGGUAUUUUAUAGGUAGUCCUGAGUAGACAGAUGUGUAUCCAGUUUAAUAGGUGAUUUUGAAAGAUAUCUCAACUUUUUAAAAUUACGUUUUGGUUAAGCAAAAUGGAGGUAUUUGUGACAUAUAAAAAUUAAAAAAAUACCCCCACUGCAUAUAGAUGUGAAAACUAUUUCAUUGUUUAAUAUACAUGCCAUGGAUUGGUCAGUUUUGAUUCAGGCUAUUUUCACAUAAGGGAUAAAAAUCAACAAGAUAUUAUAAAAUUUAAAAAUUUUAAAUAUUUAUCAAGUAGUUAAACACUGAUUUGUCAAUUCUGCUGCAUUUCAAAUGGGCCGAACGUUCAAAUAGCUGAGCUGUGCAUUUCCGGUUUCAGGAAUGAAGGAGUCUUUAAGGUUAUUUAUUUUUCUGCAUGAGAUUUGGUCCCAGCUUUUUGGUCCAUCUGAAUCCUGGAGGUCCCCAACCGUAACAGACUAAAAGAGUGUCUACACUGUUAUUACUUCUUUGUUCUUGAUGUGGUGGGUAAAGUAGAUAAAGCAGCUUGAGGUGUUAGGAAGAACUCUCCUUGAAGUUGGCUGGUCUAUCUUUCUAUAAUGAUUUAUGCUUAUGCAUCUUUUUUUCUUUUCUACUUCAAAAUGGUAGGCUAAAUUUGUAAAGUCCAAGCUAAGCCUCCGGGCUCCAAUAAACAAUGCUGAGAGACUAAGAGGUUUCAUUCUAUCGGGUGGGAGGGGAACUAGAGAGGUGACAUUUUUGGGCAAAGGUCAACAGUGUCCAGACAUGGGUGACUAUUGAUGGUCUUCCCUGAAUGUUUGACCAAUGGUGUUGAGUCUUUUCUACAGCCACUGCAACAAAUUUGGCCAAUCAGUGCUUUAACAGGCUGAGACACUGCUAGCUUUUCAGAGUUGAGAGGUUGAAUAAUAACGUCCACUAUGGCAAUUGGCUCCUGGAAUGGUGGUGUCUGGGAACAAAGUUAAUAAACACAAUCUCAUCAGGUAUCCGCUGUAGUCCUGUGAAGUGCUCUGUGAUUUGUGAAGAAUACUUUGUAGGUAUAGAGGGCAUUUGUAACACUGUUGCUGUUGAUGAAAUGUGCUGACACACAGCCACUGGAGGAAGAUGUUUCUUUGGAAGCCUGCCAUCUUUCUAUAAAGGACCUUCAAGCUGAGAUGAUGAAAAGUCAGUUAUGUUUCACAGUCUUGUCAUACUGACCAGUCCUUGGUCUCAUGGCCACAAGAAGGACACAGAGCACAUGCUGUGAGCCAUCAAGUGGAAGUUUACAAGUUAUGGGCAAAGGGACCCAUUAUCUGGUUUACAAUGACUUGACAACUGGCUGGAUAAACCUUUACCAUAUGUCCACCUAGAGCUGUUUGGAUAAAUCUGUAAAUAAUGCCAUGUACAGUGACAGCAUCUACUGAAUGAUUAAACUGAUACUGUGCGUGUGAAAUGACCAAAGCCAUUUUUGUUUUCUCUUCAUAUUUUUCAUGCUCUAGUUUCCAUCUCGCUUUCAGUGUUUUUCCAUCUGACAGUCCCUGGAAAGUGGAAUUGCUCUGAUGGUCUAAGCUUUUUUUGGUCUUUAAUAUAUUAAAGUAGUAGAAACAUUUAA
Equus caballus (horse) is the source of this 11372-nucleotide messenger RNA. It is a transcript of the gene SV2B, whose product is annotated as synaptic vesicle glycoprotein 2B. Gene Ontology annotation, molecular function: transmembrane transporter activity. The record is from RefSeq and is a predicted model, not a curated record. Gene Ontology annotation, cellular component: synaptic vesicle membrane; neuron projection. Lineage: Eukaryota; Metazoa; Chordata; Mammalia; Perissodactyla; Equidae. Gene Ontology annotation, biological process: transmembrane transport; chemical synaptic transmission.